This is a messenger RNA of Heterotrigona itama, 8282 nucleotides long. The record is from the annotation of a GenBank genome assembly. Lineage: Eukaryota; Metazoa; Arthropoda; Insecta; Hymenoptera; Apidae.
AUGUUAUUUUCUAUUAAGUAUAGUAAAUAAAAAAUAAUAAUAAUAAUAAGUAAUAUAAUUAAGUAUAGUAAAUAAAAAAUAAUAAUAACAAGUAAUAUAAAAAUAUAUCGAAUAUAAUAAAAUAUAUAAUUAACAUUUAAUUUUAAUUUUUUACUCAUAUCAUGCAGUUAACUUUAAAUUAAUUAGUAUACUAAACAUAUUUUUAAAAAAUUAUAAAAUAACAUAACAUAUAGACAUAGUAUGUAAUAAGUAAAUAAAUGACGCAAUAUUUUUUUUUAUAAAUAUUCUUUUUGUUUGACAUAAAGUUUAAUGAAAAGCUGUUGCGAUAUAACAUUAUAAGUUAAACAUAAAAAUUAAUGAAUAAUUAAAUGUUUCAUAUAUGUAUAUAUGACAUUUGUUUUAUGUAUUAUCACUCGUCAUCAUCGCGAACACCACCACUGCCUGGUAGUUUUGGUCCUCCUGCACGCUUUGCCAUAAUAAUUUGAUUGAUUUUAAGUACAGUGCAUGCAACGCCAACAGCAUAUUUUAAACCCCAUUGUUUUGUUAAGAAUAAAUCCAAAAUUCCAGCGUCAACUGUGUCUAUAAGACCUGCUUUUUGCUGUAAACAAAUAUAAUUUUUUUUUUUUAACGUGUAUUUAUAUCAUAAAGUUUCACAAAAAAUUUAAAGAUACAUACAUCAAUGUCAAAACCAUAAUUCUUUUUACUUUCUUUAUGGGCAGCAUAAAGUUUGGAUAAAAGUUCAGAAGCAUGACUUCCGCUAUUUUCGGCUAGGGUUUUUGGGAAAAUUUCUAAAGCCGUUGCAAAUUUGCGUACCGCAUACUGUUCUAAACCUGGUAAAGUAUCUGCAUAUGUACUAAGUUGUGCAGCUAGUUCAAUUUCAGUAGCACCCGCGCCAGGAACAAAUUGUCCAUCUCUCGUUAUUCCUUUGAACGUAUUAACUCCAUCGUCAAUAGCUCGUUCAAUAUCAUCCAUAUAAUUUUCCGUGGAUCCCCGAACAAUUAUAGUACUAAUACGACUAUCUUUUCCAUUUAUUGUGAAUUUUACUACCAUAGUGUCUCCAACUUCGUCGAUAUACACUGAAUCUGCAUAUCCUAAUUCUUCUUUUGACGGUGGUACCUUAAAAUAAAAAUGAUCAACUGAAUCUUUGUAUUACAUUAAAAAAAUAAUCGUUGUAGGAAAAUUUACCAAUUUUGGAAGUGCUGUAGCACCAACAGUUUUACAUAAUCUCCUAAUAUCAAAUUUGCUAGGUAUACGAACAGCCAUUAUAUUGUACUUGUUCAUAUAAUGUAAAGUCAUAUCUCCAAACUUCCCUCCUGAAACAAUUACAGUAGCUCCACUAUCAGCAAUUGCUUUUAUUUGAGAUUCUAAUAAAGAUUCCUCUCCUCUAGAAAAUUUCAUCAGUUCAUCUGCUGUUUUUAUUAGUACUGUUCCCUUUGUUUCAGUUUGUAUAAUAUCUACUGCACAGGUAUAGACAGCAAUUUUGGAAUUAUCUUUUCUUGUAAUAUCUCCUUCAACUUGCCUCUUAAAUACCAUUCCUUGUACAACUUCAGAACUAGAUAUACCACUGCCUAAUAUUUUACAAACACGUACGUUAUCCACAUUGAAAGUACUUCUCUUUGGUAAAAUGGAUACACAAGCCUGUGCAACAAGAGAAGCAAGAGUAAAUGUUACCAAACGAAGUAAUUCCUCGGCAGCUUCAAGAAGUGCCCCAGCAAAAAUGAUCACAAAAUUAGUACCAUCACCAACUUCUGCUUCUUGCAUUUUCGACGCUAGAACUAACAAUUUAGCAGCUGGGUGUUCAACUUCCAAUUCAUUAAUAAUUGUAGCAGCAUCAUUAAAAUUCUGUUGUCGACUGUUAUGGAUAUGGUGACCACUAAUUUACAACAACAACGGCAAAUCACGGAGCAGCUACGUCGUGAAGCUGCUUUGAGACGAAUCACAGUUAGUAAAGCUGUUGAAGAUAUCAUGAAAUAUAUCACAGAGCACGAACAAGAAGAUUAUCUUUUGGUUGGUUUUUCAUCACAGAAGUCAAAUCCCUUUCGUGAAAGAAACUGUAAUAUGUUUUCAAUCAAUUUGGUAACUUUGGAUAGUUAUCAAUCAACUCCACUAUCAGAGUUAGAUGUAACAUUUUCAGAUUUUCGAGGAAAUGAAAUUAAACAAGUCCCAGUUAUCAGGAUAUUUGGAUCUACUCCAUCUGGAGUAAAAACAUGUUUACAUAUACAUGGAGUGUUUCCAUAUAUGUAUAUACCAUGUAUAAUAAAUAACAACGUUGACAGUUAUAUGUACAAAUUGGCAGCAGCAAUAGAUUCUGCAAUAAAUGUAUCUUUGGGAUCUGCAAUGUUUAAUACUCAACAUGUUUAUAAAAUUCAAAAAGUUUCUGGAAUAAUGGUGUUAUACUUGGUCAAAGUUUACAACCACACGAAGCGCAUAUACCUUUUAUUUUACAAUUUACGAUUGAUUACAAUCUUUAUGGCAUGAGUUUAAUAAAUUUAAGAGAUGUUAAAUUUAGACAAUGUCUACGUACAAAAUCAGAAAACGAUUCUCAAACUGAGAGCCCAAUAAGUUUACUUGAUUCGCAAAAAUAUCUCCCUGCAUUUGCUGCUAGACAAAGUAUCUGCAAAUUAGAAGUAGACGCGCAAGCAUGUGAAAUACUUAAUGGACAAGAAAUUCAGAUUGGUUUAGAUUUAAAUCCUGGUAUUGCAGCUAUUUGGAACGAAGAAAAACAUAGAAGAGAAAAAGAAGAUUUAGAAAAUAUCGGGUCACAGUUUUUAUAUUCUGAUACCAGUGGCAGAAUUUACGACUCGACAGAGAAUGAUCUUUAUCAAGAAGAACGAUUAAUAAAAAGAUUGCAAUCAAUAUCACAGAUCAGUGAAAAUGUAACACCAGUAACAUCAAAAACACGUAGUUACCCUUUAGAAGUGAACAGCGAAGAUGAUUCAUGUAGCGCUUCGUACAUAUCAAAUCACUUUAAACUAUCAAUAUCAAAUAAUGAAAAUAAAAAUAAAACACUUUCGAAUGACUUAUCAGAAUUUGAUAAAUCUGAAAUAGGAGAAAGUUUACGUCUAGAUAAAAUAAUAGAAAACAUGGAUUCUGAAGAUAUGUUCUUGGUUGAAAUAUUGGCUGACUUGAGGAAAGAAAAUGAAGAAGAAAAAAUUAUAGAUAACGAUAGCAUGCUAGGUUCUCAAUUUUCUAUGCUGGAUAAUGAAAUUAAAGAAGACAAUGAAGAUGGGGAAAUCGAAGAUUUGAAUAUCACAAGUUUAGAUUUGAGUAGUCUUAGUUCAUGGAAUUCAAUUAUCACUGAAAGCGAAAGUAAAAAGACAGAAGAUUUCAAACAAACUAAAUAUAACGUUGGAAGUGCUUCGAGAGAUCUUCCUCAAUGCGAUGGUCCAAGUGAUUUGAAUUUAAAAAAUAAAAAACAAUUAUUACAAAGACAUACUAAAAAUAAAAUAAACAAAAAAACAAAAACACGUGCAAAAUUGAACAAUCUUGUAUCGUGUUUCAACAAUAGCAGUGUGAUAUCAAACGAAUUUAUAAAUAUUCAAAUAAAUUUUAAUCUUUUACAAAAUCAAUUAACGGUUCCACGUGGAAUUGUAUUUGAUAUCAAAUUACCAAAAUAUUUUACAUUUCAUCAAAAACACACUCGAAAAUAUAAAAGUAAACAUAGAAAAACGUUGCAAACUACUGAAAAAAAAUCAUCGUAUUACAGAGAUAUAAAUAUGUAUAAAUUAGAUCAUCAAGACUUGGAUGUUUACGACGCGGAUGAGAUCGAACAUAAACUAAAUAAUUAUAAACAUCUAAAACAUUCAAUAGACUUUGAAAACAAUCUCGAUCGAAUUAGUUAUAACAAGUUAUACGUUGUUAAUAGCGUUUUAAAUAAAUUAAACAUACCUGCACUCGAUGGUAAUGCCAACACCUCCAGUGAUUCCGAGACAGAUCAAGAUAUCACUAUCAAUAAGGAAGAAAAACGUGUUUGUAUUUAUGAUAGACUGAAAAAACGAAGGCUCGAUUUGGAAGGUUCUAAUUUGCAAUUUCCUCGUAAACGACGUAAUAUUAUUAGAAAUAUAUCGGACGAACCGUAUCAUACUCCAACUAAAGUAAAAUUGGCGCAUAGUCCAUGCUCUAUAUCAACAAGAUAUUCUCCACUUAAUAUAAAAAUAGUAUCUCCAAAAAUAGAUAAAAAUAUCAAAAAUAUUGAAUCUUGUAAUUCAGAAUCUACUUGUAAUAUUUUGAAUCGAAAUACUCAAUAUUUAUCUGGCGAAGAAGCAAAUAAUUCUACCUCAGAGGCAAAUCAUGCAAUGCAAGAGUACAUAAGGAAUCGAUCGAUUUAGAAAAAGAAGACAGCGCAUUAAAAACAAAUUUUGAAACGCGAGUUAUUCCUGCAAGUAACAAACAAAUUCGUAAGAAAUUAAGUUUUACAAAUGUCAGUAACAAAGAAGUUACCUCUAUGAAAGAUGAUAUAGAUUUAAAAAAUUUAUCUCCAACACAAAUACACGAUACACAUAAAAUCAACGAUUUUAUUAAUAUUUCGUUUACGGAUUCUAAUCAUGGAAAUUUUAUAAAAUUGCACACAAAAGAAAAUGAAAAAGUUAAUUAUGAAUAUAAUUUACCAAAUACAUCUAAAAGUAAUAUAGAUUUUUAUUCAAAUGAUACUUUAAACAAAAUGCCGUUGACGUAUAAAAAUAUAAAUAAAAAUGAAAACGAAGGCAAAGACGAAGACGAAGACGAAGACGAAGACGAAGAAAACAUUUGUAAUAUGACAUACACACAAUAUCUUGGUAGAAAAUUAGAAUUAGAAUCAAACACGUCAUUAAGUGUCACGUCAUUAAGAAGUACAAACGAUACAGAUAUUAAAUUGAUCACUAUCGCUACUAAAUUUAAUCCACCAAGCAGAGAAAGAAUUAUAAAUUCUAUGAAAACGUAUGAUAUUUUGGAAUCAAAAUUUAACACGCUAUUUUUUAGUAACAGAAUUGAUUUGCUAAAACUCAAGCAAAAAGAAAAUCGGAGUAACAAUAGUAUUCACAAAGUAAUUCCAUUUAAAUGUAGUUUAGAUAGGAUUGCAAGUAUUAAAUCGUGGCGUCGAGUAAGAAUAAACGAAUUUUAUCCAUCUGGAUCGAGUAUAAAAUCUUGCAAUAUAAAGAAAGUUCUUGCUGGAUACGAUACGUUAAUAAUUCAUCCUCUCAUUCAUCCACCAAUAUUAAAAAAUGUUAAAACUUGGUUACAAGCUAAAAAAUAUUUAUCAAAGAAAAAUGAUAAUUAUAAAGAAACAAACGACGAUAUCAACGUUCCAAGAGACGCGGAAGAAAGCAAUAUACUUAAGAAAACAUCUAUCGACGACGAACGAUAUACGAAAUCACAGAGUUCUGACAGUUCAGAGUAUUUAAGCAAAUCUAACAAUUUUAAUUCUUCUUUGCAAAAAAUGCUUGAAAAUCCACUAUUAUAUAGAAAUAACGAUACACCACGAUAUUUAGGCAUUUCACACGGGCAAAUCGAACAUAGUCUAAAAGGAUAUAGUAAUAACAUUGAAAAUGAAAAUCUUCAAAAUGCCAAAAGUCGAACGGUGUACCAAUGUUUGACAAUAUUAGCAGUAGAAAUACAUAUUAUUACACGUGAUAAAUUUCUUCCUGAUCCAGAUCAUGACCCGAUCGGAGCAGUAUUCUAUGCUAUUCACAAUGAUGUUCCAUCAUCUUCAAAAAUUGAACCGACAGAGCAUGGCGCUAUCGUUGUAAAUUCUUCCAUAAAAAAUACAAAAGUAAAAGAUAUACAUUCAACUAAUACAUGUAUCACAUCAUACGUAUCAAGCGAAGAGGAUUUAUUAAAUAGCCUCACGAUAUUAAUUAGACAUUGCGAUCCAGAUAUUUUAAUCGGUUGGGAAAUAGAGUCUCUUUCAUGGGGAUAUAUCUUUCACAGAGCUUCUCGUAUCGGACUGAAUGAUUUUACAUGGCAAAUCUCAAGAAUUUCGGUUCCUCCAAAAUCCAAAGGACAAGCCGAUAAAGAUAAUUUCAGCGAUACAAAAAUUCCAGGUCGAAUUAUCCUUGACGUUUGGAGAAUAAUGAGACACGAAAUAGCAUUGUUAAAUUAUACAUUUGAAAGUGUCAUGUAUCAUGUCAUGCAUGAAAGAAUUUCACGUCCUACCUUUCAAAUUUUAACCGAUUGGUGGAAUCAUAAAAAUGCGACGAUACAAUGGAGAGUUAUUACUCAUUAUGUCAUACGAGUUGUGGGUACAUUAAGGAUAUUAAUCCAGCUUGACAUUAUCGGCCGUACGUGCGAACAUGCACGACUUUUUGGAAUACAAUUUUACGAAGUAUUUUCGAGAGGCUCUCAAUUUCGAGUCGAGUCAAUGAUGUUGAGACUUGCAAAACCUUUGAAUUACAUUCCAGUUUCACCCUCUAUGCAACAAAGAGCACGAAUGCGCGCACCUGAAUCUCUACCACUCAUUAUGGAACCACAGUCCGCAUUAUAUACCGAUCCAUUGGUCGUCCUAGAUUUUCAAAGUUUAUAUCCAAGUAUCAUUAUUGCUUACAACUAUUGUUUCUCUACGUGUUUAGGUCGUGUAGAGCACAUUGGCCAUUACGAACCAUAUGAAUUUGGUACAACUACGUUAAAAAUAAAGAAAAAUACCGCUCAAAAAUUAUUAGGAAAAAUCAAUUUUGCACCUUGUGGCGUAGCUUUUGUAAAACCAGAAGUACGAACAGGAAUAUUACCGCGUAUGCUUGCGGAAAUUUUAAAUACUCGAUUAAUGAUAAAAAGAUCUAUGAAACUUCACGGGAAUAAAAAUCAGGCAUUACAACGUGUUCUUCACUCACAGCAAUUAGGCCUCAAGUUAAUUGCAAAUGUUACUUAUGGUUACACAGCUGCUAAUUUUAGCGGCCGAAUGCCUUGCAUAGAAGUAGGAGACAGUGUUGUCAGCAAAGGAAGGGAAACAUUAGAACGAGCAAUCAAAAUAGUAGAAUCUACUUCUAAAUGGGGAGCCAAAGUCGUUUACGGCGAUACAGAUUCAUUGUUUGUUCUUUUACCUGGAAGAUCGAGAGAAGAUGCAUUUGCAAUUGGAGCUGAAAUUGCCGAUACUGUUACCGCUGCUAAUCCACCUCCAGUGAAACUCAAAUUUGAGAAAGUUUUACAACCAUCGAUACUACAAACCAAGAAAAGGUAUUGCGGUUACAUGUAUGAAUCUCCAGAACAAAAAGAACCUGUAUAUUUAGCGAAGGGUAUCGAAACUGUUCGCAGAGAUGGCUGUCCAGCAGUAGCUAAGAUACUUGAAAAAACACUGAAAAUCUUGUUUGAUACAAAGGAUCUCUCCUUAGUAAAAUUAUACGUCACCAGACAAUUUGAUAAAAUUUUACGUAAAAAAAUAUCAAUUCAAGAUUUAACAUUCGCAAAGGAAUUUCGUGGCUUGCGUGGUUACAAAACCAGUGCUUGUGUACCCGCGUUAGAAUUAACACGAAGAUUAACGCGCAAAGAUCCGCGUGCAAUACCUCGUACUGGUGAAAGAGUUCGAUACGUUAUAGUUGCUGGAGCCCCGAAUCAACCGCUGAUUCAAUGUGUGCGAACUCCGAUAGAAGUAAUGUAUGCAGAAAUGAUUCAUCGUCAAACACCUGAUAAAGUAGUUGGUUUAUCUACGAACAAUCAAAAACUAACUAUUCGACAGUUUUUUAGUACCGUAGUAUGCGCUGCUUGCAAAAAUCAGACGCAAAAAGAUAUUUGCACGAGUUGUAUGGCAAAGCCGAGUCGAACAAUUACUAUUUUACACGAAAAGUUAAGAUGGUUGGAACGUACUCAUUACGAACUUACUACGAUAUGUCGAUCUUGUACUGGUUAUUUGGACGAACCGAAAUGUGAAUCUUUAGAUUGUCCAGUUUUGUAUCGUUCGAUGCAAGCUCGUAGAGAUCUCGUCCAAAUACUUUAUUUAAAUGAUAUAAUUCGUUCGAAUCGUUGAUAUUUUCUAUAUAGGAAGAAAAGGUAUGAAACGUCAAUUUUCAUCGUAUUGUAUCUUUAUAUUUUUAUAAAUUUAUCUUUAUAUUUUUAACAAAAAUAGCAUAUAAAUUAAACAUCUAUUUUUUAUUGUACGUUCGUUGUACGUUAAUUACCGAAAUAACAUCGAAGAGUAAUAAAAUAUUUGUAUCUAAAUCGUAUCUAAAUUUUUAAUAUUUAAAUAUUUGUAUCCAAAUGUAUAACUUGUAUCUAAAUAUUUGUAAAAAUUAAUUUGAAUACUCGAAUAGCUUACUCGUAAUAUUACUAGACAGCGCAGAACUCGUUAUACCUGUAGGUACGAUGGUCGGUAAAUU